Molecule: messenger RNA, 672 nt
Organism: Prorocentrum cordatum
Lineage: Eukaryota; Dinophyceae; Prorocentrales; Prorocentraceae
Source: the annotation of a GenBank genome assembly
GGGGAUCCCUCAAAUGCCCUUCGGACUGCAAGAGACGUUCAAGCGCCCUCCCCACCUCCCCUCCUCUCUUUGGCCGGAGGGACCCGACACCAAUGCCUGCGACCAUGCUGGCAUCCCGGACCCUGUCCCGACGGCCCCAGAGCGCGGGCGGCCGCCACAUGGACAUGAGGCAAGGGGCAACAGCAGCACACGGGGUGUGUGCGUAAUCCCCCAGGCUUUGCAUUGCAGCGAUCAGCGUGGUAAGUGUGCAGGGCUCUGCGCAGCUUUCACCUGUCGUUGUUCCCCCCCUCCUUUGGCAGGCGACCCAAGCGCUGCUGCCCCCCCCUCCGAGGAGGACGACGCCGACGGGGGCGGAUGGAUCAGGACGAAACGGACGGGCAAGAAACACCUCAAGGACAAGAAGGAGAUGCCGACGACCCGGUGGAGUAAGCGACGCUGUGCCGCCCGCCGACUGGGGGGAGCCCGCCGAUGCAGCGGGCGACUGCCCGCGGCUCCGAGGGAGCGCCGCAGCGGCUCGGGGCCCAUUGCCCCAGGAGCGGGCCGCCGCCGCGGGCGCCCGCGCGAGCUUGCGGUGACUGUUGGCACGCAGGCUGUCGCUUCUUGACUGAGGCGCACAAGCGUGAUGCGACUGCGGCGCGGCGCGAGGUCGCUUAUCCUAAAAAAGUUCGCUGG